AUGUUGACGGACGAGGAGCAGAUGCUUCGGGAAUCUGUCUCACGGUUCGCGACUGAAGUCGUUGGUCCUAAGGUCCGGGAAAUGGACGAGCAGGAGAUGAUGGACCCCGAGAUCAUCAGGGGCCUCUUCGAGCAAGGGUUGAUGGGGAUAGAAACCCCUGCGGAUCUAGGCGGAGCCGAAUCCUCGUUCACCUCCGCAAUCAUCGCCAUAGAAGAGCUCGCGAAAGUUGAUCCUUCCGUCUCAGUACUAUGCGACGUGCACAAUACCCUCGUGAACACGAUAUUCCGCAAGUACGCUACGAAGGAACAACAGGAGAAGUGGUUGCCUCAACUAUCAGAGAACAAGCUCGGCUCGUUCUGUCUCUCCGAACCUGCUUCCGGAUCGGAUGCGUUCGCUUUGCAAACACGAGCGAAGAAGGAUGGCAGCGACUGGGUCAUCAACGGCUCCAAGAUGUGGAUUACAAAUUCUUACGAGGCCGAGAUCUUCCUGAUAUUCGCUAAUGUGGACCCCUCGAAAGGGUACAAGGGCAUCACCUGCUUCGUCGCGACGAAGGACAUGGGGAUCCAAAUAGCCAAGAAAGAGCAGAAGCUCGGCAUCCGCGCCUCGUCUACGUGCACGCUCAACUUCGACGACCUCCGUGUCCCAGAGGAGAACGUGAUCGGUCAGGUCGGCCAGGGUUACAAGAUUGCGAUCGAGAUCCUCAACGAGGGCCGGGUCGGCAUCGCGGCGCAGAUGGUCGGGCUCGCGCAGGGGGCGUUCGCCAAGGCCGUACCCUACACGUACGAGCGCAAGCAAUUCGGGCAGCCGAUCGGGACCUUCCAAGCGAUGCAGCACCAGAUCGCGGCCGCGGCGACGGAGAUCGAGACGGCCAGGCUGCUGACGUACAACGCCGCGAGGCGAAAGGAGAACGGGCUGAGCUUCACGAAGGAGGCGGCGAUGGCCAAGUGGUGGGCGAGCGUCGUCGCGCAGAAGGUCAGCGGCGCCGCGAUUGAAUGGGCGGGCGGCGUCGGCUUCACGAGGGAAACGGGCAUCGAGAAGUACUGGAGGGACUCGAAGAUCGGAGCUAUUUAUGAGGGCACCUCAAAUAUUCAGCUCAACACCAUCGCCAAAUUCAUCCAAAAGGAGUACUCAUAA
This is a messenger RNA of Punctularia strigosozonata HHB-11173 SS5, 1134 nucleotides long. Its product is annotated as mitochondrial acyl-CoA dehydrogenase. Gene Ontology annotation, cellular component: mitochondrion. The coding region runs from base 1 to 1134 and encodes 377 amino acids. The transcript has 6 exons. The record is from RefSeq and is a predicted model, not a curated record. Gene Ontology annotation, molecular function: acyl-CoA dehydrogenase activity; flavin adenine dinucleotide binding. Lineage: Eukaryota; Fungi; Basidiomycota; Agaricomycetes; Corticiales; Punctulariaceae.